CGGCUAGUCUCCAAACGAGCCCGGAGACGAAGAACUCUCGAUCUUUUCUUCAGCUCUAUCUCUCUCUCUCUCUGAAACAUACGCAAUCGCAAACCCUCUGUCUCCCUGUGGAAUCGAAGAUGGGGAGGAGUAGCUCAACGCGGGUGAUCACUCUGUUCUUCAUCGUCUUCUCUCUCUUAAUCUCAUCUGCCUACUCCUUCUAUCUCCCCGGUGUCGCUCCUCGCGAUUUUCAAAGGGGUGAUGCCCUUCAAGUUAAAGUGAACAAGCUGUCAUCUACAAAGACACAACUUCCAUAUGACUACUAUUACUUGAACUACUGUAAACCUUCCAAAAUUAUGAACAAUGCUGAAAAUUUGGGGGAGGUUCUUCGAGGAGACCGCAUAGAGAAUUCCGUUUAUACUUUCAAUAUGAGGGAGGAGCAGCCAUGCAAAGUAGCUUGUCGAGUUACACUUGAUGCUGAAUCGGCAAAGAAUUUCAAGGAAAAAAUUGAUGACGAAUAUAGAGUGAACAUGAUUCUAGAUAACCUUCCAGUUGCUGUUCUAAGACAAAGGAGGGAUGGCAGUCCGUCAACCACUUAUGAACAUGGUUUCCGUGUGGGGUUCAAAGGAAAUUAUGCAGGGAGCAAAGAGGAGAAGUAUUUUAUAAAUAAUCACUUGAGCUUUAAAGUCAAGUAUCACAAGGAUCCUGAGACUGAUUCUGCCAGAAUUGUUGGCUUCGAGGUUACCCCAAACAGUCUUAAUCAUGAGUACAAGGAGUGGGAUGACAAGAAUCCUCAGUUGACAACAUGCAACCAGAACACCAAAAAUAUAAUUCAAGGUAGCACUGUUCCACAGGAAGUUGAUACAAAUAAGGAGGUUGUUUUUACAUACGAUGUUUCUUUCAAGGAAAGUGACCUGAAAUGGGCAUCACGUUGGGACACUUACCUUCUCAUGAAUGAUGACCAAAUACAUUGGUUCUCCAUCAUAAACUCUCUUAUGAUUGUCCUGUUCCUUUCGGGUAUGGUUGCCAUGAUUAUGAUGAGAACUCUGUACAGAGAUAUUGCAAACUAUAAUCAAUUGGAAACACAGGACGAAGCUCAGGAAGAAACAGGAUGGAAACUUCUCCACGGAGAUGUUUUUAGGGCACCAAUUAAUUCUGGUUUACUCUGCGUUUAUGUUGGGACUGGUGUGCAGAUCUUUGGGAUGACACUUGUAACCAUGAUUUUCGCAGUUCUUGGUUUCCUAUCACCUUCCAACCGAGGUGCGCUUACGACUGCGAUGGUUCUCUUAUGGGUCUUCAUGGGCUUAUUUGCUGGCUACACCUCGGCACGUCUGUACAAAAUGUUCAAGGGCACUGAAUGGAAGAGGGAUACUUUAAAAACUGCUGUUAUGUUUCCGGGUAUUUUGUUUGGCUUCUUCUUUGUGCUGAAUGCCCUAAUCUGGGGGGAGAAAUCUUCUGGAGCUGUUCCAUUUGGGACUAUGUUUGCUCUUGUGUGCUUGUGGUUUGGCAUAUCCGUACCCUUGGUGUUUGUGGGCAGUUACUGGGGUUUUAAAAAACCAGUCAUUGAAGACCCAGUAAAGACUAACAAAAUCCCAAGGCAGAUACCGGAGCAAACCUGGUACAUGAAACCUGUCUUCUCUAUACUGAUUGGAGGCAUUCUUCCAUUUGGGGCUGUUUUCAUCGAGCUAUUCUUCAUCCUCACAUCCAUAUGGCUGAACCAGUUCUAUUACAUCUUUGGCUUCCUUUUCAUAGUUUUCGUUAUCCUUUUAAUCACUUGCGCUGAGAUAUCGAUCGUGCUCUGCUAUUUCCAACUCUGCAGCGAAGACUACCAUUGGUGGUGGAGGGCUUACCUGACAGCUGGUUCCUCCGCUUUGUACCUUUUCCUUUACUCAAUCUUCUACUUCUUCACUAAGUUGGAGAUCACAAAGCUGGUUUCGGGUAUCCUCUACUUCGGCUAUAUGUUAAUUAUCGCAUAUUCCUUCUUUGUCUUGACGGGUACAAUUGGCUUCUACGCUUGCUUUGUGUUUGUGCGGAAGAUCUACUCCUCUGUGAAGAUUGACUGAAAGGGCUCAUGUAAGGGUAUCAAUGACAUAAUGUGUUGCAAGAAGCUUUGUAUCUAGAUGUAGUUCACCUGAAAGGAAAGCAGUAAGAAGUAUAUCUCCACUGUUCUCGGAUAAGGGCUAUUAUGGCCAGGACAGUUUUCCCACCCUCACCAAAACCUUUUUUUGUUUUAAUUUUGCUGAUGGUAGGUGUAGGACUCGGCUUGUAUGUUAUUAUUGCCUUUUAUAUUUUGUUUACAUCAGUAUUAAUUGUUAUGAUUUGUAAUUUUAGCAUUAUCUUGCUAGAAGGCUUUUUUUUAACAGAAGUUUCACAUCAUC
Camellia sinensis is the source of this 2357-nucleotide messenger RNA. RefSeq names its product transmembrane 9 superfamily member 7. The record is from RefSeq and is a predicted model, not a curated record. NCBI's taxonomy places the organism in Eukaryota, Viridiplantae, Streptophyta, Magnoliopsida, Ericales, Theaceae. Gene Ontology annotation, cellular component: membrane. Gene Ontology annotation, biological process: protein localization to membrane.